Molecule: messenger RNA, 1620 nt
Organism: Geodia barretti
Lineage: Eukaryota; Metazoa; Porifera; Demospongiae; Tetractinellida; Geodiidae
Source: the annotation of a GenBank genome assembly
AUGCCCGCAAAGAAGAUGGUGUACUCCGAAGACGCUCGCAAGUCGCUGCGAAAUGGCAUCGACACCCUGGCCGACUCGGUCAAGAUUACCCUGGGCCCCCGCGGCCGCAACGUGGUGCUGGACAAGAAGUUCGGCCCGCCGCAGGUCUGCUCCGACGGCGUGACCAUCGCCAAGGAAAUCGAGCUUCCCGACGCCUUUGAGAACAUGGGCGCCCAGCUCCUGAAAGAAGCCGCCACCAAGACCAACGACGCCGCCGGUGACGGCACCACCACCAGCAUCGUGCUGUCCCAGGCCAUCAUCCACGAAGGCUUCAAGAACGUCACCGCCGGCGCCAACCCCAUGGCCAUCAAACGCGGCAUUGAGCGCGCCGUCAGCGAAAUCGUAACCGAGCUCCAGUCCAUGUCCCAGCCCGUGGAAACCCGCGAGCGCAUUGGCCAGGUCGCUUCCCUCUCUGCGCACGAAGAUGCAAUCGGGGAGACCAUCGCCGAAUCCAUGGAAAAGGUUGGCAAGGACGGCGUGAUCACCGUGGAAGAGUCCCGCGGUCUUUCCGACGAGAUUGAGUACGUGGAAGGCAUGCAGGUCGACCGCGGCUACAUCUCUCCCUACUUCAUCACCAACAGCGACCGCAUGGAGUCCGCCAUCGACGACCCCUACAUCAUCAUCACUGACAAGAAGAUCUCCGCCGUUGCCGAUUUGGUUCCCACCCUGGAGAAGCUGUUGCAGGCCGGGCAGAAGAACGCGGUCAUCGUCGCCGAGGACGUGGACGGGGAAGCCCUGGCCACGCUGGUGGUCAACAAGCUCCGUGGCAUCAUGAACGUGCUGGCGGUCAAAGCCCCCGGUUUCGGCGACCGCCGCAAGGCCAUGGUCGAAGACAUUGCCAUCCUGACUGGCGGCACCGUCAUCAGCGAAGAGACCGGCCGCCGGCUGGACUCCGCGACCAUCGAGGACUUCGGCCGCGCCCGCCGCGUUUCGUCCACCAAGGACGACACCACGAUCGUGGAAGGCCACGGUUCCGAAGACGGGAUCCAGGCCCGGAUCAACCAGAUCAAGGCCCAGAUCGAAGACACCACCUCCGAGUACGACCGUGAGAAGCUGCAGGAACGCAUGGCCAAGCUGUCCGGCGGCGUUGCCGUCAUCAAGGUCGGCGCCGCCACCGAGAUCGAGCUCAAGGAGCGGAAGGCCCGCGUGGAAGACGCUUUGUCCGCCACGCGUUCCGCGGUUGAAGAAGGCAUCGUGCCCGGCGGCGGAGUUGCCCUGGUUCGCGCCCAGCGCGCCCUGGACAACGUCACCAACCUGACCGGAGACGAGGUGGUCGGCCUCAACAUCAUUCGGCGCUCGCUGGAGCAGCCCCUGAAGGUCAUCGUCGAGAACGCCGGUGGCGAGGGCGCGGUUGUAUUGCACAACGUCCAGGACCAGUCCGACGACUACGGCUACGACGCUGAGCUCGGCGAAUUCGGCCCCAUGCUCGAGCGUGGCAUCAUCGACCCGGUGAAGGUGACCCGGUCUGCUCUGCAGAACGCCGCCUCCGUGGCCGCGAUGGUUUUGACCACCGAGUCCAUGAUCACCGAGAUUCCUGAACCCAUGCCGGCAGGCGCUGGCGCUCCUCCGAUGGACUUCUAA